AUGUCUGGACCUUUACCGCAAGGAUUGACACAACGGCUGGAUCCAAACCAAAAUCGGUGUUAUGGUAUUGAUCCUGUUAAUAAGAAAACCAUCUGGGAUGAUCCACCUCAACAAUCUAAAGUUAUUCAACCACAAGUAAUUCCUGCUGGAAAUGGACAACCACAACAACACAUAGUCAAUGCCAUUCCUUCUAAUGACGGUAUUCAAACAUCGUGGUCAUAUACUUUGGUGGGUAAUGGUGGUAUACCGGUGACUGGAAAUACUGUUAAUGGGAAUCAACAGCCAGCACAAGGCAUGAACGUAUCACAAGCUAAUCAUACAGGUUAUGUUAAUCAUAUGGGAAAUGUUAAUUAUACAGGUCAUGCUAAUUAUACUGGCCAUCCUAAUUAUACAAGCCAUCCUAAUUCUAAUUAUACGGGCUAUCCUAAUCAAACGGGUCGUGUUAAGUAUACGAAACAGCCUAGUAAUACGAAUAUCAUUGAACAAAUUGGUCCAAUAGAUAAAUUUUCGAAAAAAUCUCAAGACGUUAUUAAUUUAAUUAUGUCAGGUCUUAGAAAAGGUAGUAAAAUGAAAGUUGGACUAGGUGGCGUUUCGACGGGAGGUACUGGAAUAGGAAGCAAUGGAGUUGGAAGAGGAAGCAACGGGUUUGGGAUGGGAAAUACUGGGUUUGGGAGGGGAAAUACCGGGUUUGGGAGGGGAAAUACCGGUAUUGGAAUGGGAAACACCGGCAUUGGGAUGGGAAACACCGGCAUUGGGAUGGGAAAUACCGGUAUUGGGAUGGGAAAUACCGGUAUUGGAAUGGGAAAUACCGGUGUUGGGAUGGGAAUUACCGGUGUUGGGAUGAUAAAUAAUGGUGCUGGAAUGGUAAAUAACGGUAUUGGAAUGGUAAAUAACGGUAUUGGAAUGUGUAAUAAUGGUGUUGGAAUGGGAAAUAAUGGUGUUGGAAUGGGAAAUAGCGGUGUUGGGAUGGUAAAUAAUGGUGUUGGGAUGGGAAACAAAGGUGUUGGAAUGGGAAAUGGUGCUGGGAUGGGAAGCAAUAGUGUUGGGACAGGUAACAGCGGUAGAGGGGGAAGCAGUAAUAGAGGUGGAGGAAGCAGUAAUAGAGGUGGAGGAAGUAGUAAUAGAGGUGGAGGAAGCAGUAAUAGAGGAAGAGGUGUCAUACUUGGAGGUGUCAUACUUGGAGGACAAUCCCUUUUACAUCAUGGAAAUUCUCAGCAAAGUCAUCAUGGAAAUUCAAAUCACCAUGGAAAUUCUCAGCAAAGUCAUCAUGGAAAUUCAAAUCACCAUGGAAAUUCUCAGCAAAGUCAUCAUGGAAAUUCAAAUCACCAUGGAAAUUCUCAGCAAAACAACCAUGGAAACUCUCAGCAAAGUCACCAUGGAAAUUCUCAGCAAAGUCACCAUGGAAUAUUUCACCACAACCAUCAUGGAAUAUUUCAUCACAACCACCAUGGAAUUUUGCACCACAAUCACCAUGGAAUUUUUCACCAUAACCAUCAUGAAAGUUCUCGCCAAAAUUAUCAUGAAAGUUCUCAACAAAGUCAUCAUGGAGGUUCUUACCAAAGUCACCAUGGAAGUUCUCACCAAAGUCAUCAUGGAGAUUCCCAGGAUCAGGUGUGUGUUCAAAAUGAAAUAUAUGGACAUAAUAAUUAUCAAGAUGGGGAUUAUCACGCCAACCAAGACCAAGACGGUUAUCAACACGAUCAAGAUGGUAGCUAUCAAAACGGUAACUAUCAAGACAGUGACUAUCAAGGUGGUUAUUAUCAACAUCAAGACAGUGGCUAUCAAGGCGAUUAUCAAUACAGUCAUGAUGGUGGCUAUCAAGGAAGUGAUUAUCAAAGCGGUUAUCAUGAUAGCUAUCAUGACCAUUAUCAAGACAAUGAUCAAGACAGCUACGGCAAUUAUCAUAGUGGAUAUGAUCAACAUAAUUUUGAUGAUUCGGGAGGAAUGUAUGAUAUGAGUUCUUUACAUAACGCUUUAGAUGAUGGUGGUUUUGAUCACCAUGGUGGUGGAGACUUUGGUGAUGGAGAUUUUGGAGGAGAUUGCGGCGGAGAUUUCAGUGGAGAUUUCGAUUGUAGUGGAGAGUUUUCAUAA
This is a messenger RNA of Dentiscutata erythropus, 2091 nucleotides long. NCBI's taxonomy places the organism in Eukaryota, Fungi, Glomeromycota, Glomeromycetes, Diversisporales, Gigasporaceae. The record is from the annotation of a GenBank genome assembly.